Messenger RNA from Emiliania huxleyi CCMP1516, 1071 nucleotides. RefSeq lists its product as hypothetical. Bases 1 to 1071 code for a protein of 356 amino acids. The transcript has 4 exons. The record is from RefSeq and is a predicted model, not a curated record. Lineage: Eukaryota; Haptophyta; Isochrysidales; Noelaerhabdaceae.
AUGAACUCCUCCUGCCCGCCCUGCCCGCCGGAGCACCUCCCUGUUCAGUACGGUGGCCAUCCCGCAUGCGAGCGAUGCGGCGAGAGUUGGCUUCGGCGGCCUGGCUGCGCGGCCGCAAUCGUUGACCGGCACGUCGAGAAGAAUGGCGGCACGACGAUGCGAACGCUGUUGGAGCAGGUGAACGCAGGCUGGCACGGCCGCUGCGCCUUUGUCGGCUACGCCUUUGAUCGGCGGAAGGUCGAAUCGAUCCUUCGCAGCGGGACGCGCGUGUGCGCAGAGGCGCACGGCCCCGUCGGCCCGCGCUUCUGGGAGAAGGAGCUGCCGCAGCUGCGUGCUCUCCAGCUGAGGGUGGGCGCGUGCAGCGGCAUCAAGGUUGUGCUGCGCGUGCGCGAGCCCUUCGCGUGGUACGUGUCCUGGUACCUCUGGGAAGCCGCGCUCGGCGGCAGGCAGAAGAUCAACGCGAGCUCUCUGCCGGGCAACCUGCAGGCGCGCAUCCUCGCCUCCGGCUACACGAGUACCCGGCACCUCUCCGGACAGCGAGGCCCUCUCUCGCCCGGCGAGUCGGCGCGCGUCGAGCUCGCGCUGCGCACUGCCGACUUGGUGGCGCCGACGGAGCGCUUCCGCGAGUUCGCCGUGCUCGCGUCAGUGCUUGUGGGUGGCUGGCUCAGCCCGACCUACCAUUCCGCAAACCGGGCGCACGAGGGGGCGAGCGACCUCUGUUCCGAGGCCGACCCGGCGACGCCGCGCUGCCGUGCGCUCGUGCGCUCAGCGGCGGCCGAUGACCACCGGCUGUAUGCUCUCGCGGCGGUCAGCAUGUCGGCGGGCCACAGUCCACGCAUGAGGAAGGUUGACCGCGUUGGCUCAACGGCGUACUUGCCGUGCCGGCGGGCGACAGCCGGCACGCGCCGACCGCCCGAGUGUGCGAGGGGGCUGGCCAACGCCAACCCGGACAUGAACCCGCGCAUCCACGAGCAGCUCGCCACGUGCGCCGCGCCGCCGGAGAGCCCGCAGCACACGAAUGCGCCGCAUCGGCGACGAAGCGGGACUAAGCCUAGGACUAAGCACGGAUGA